GGGGCCAUGCUUCCGGUGGAUUGGAUUAUCGUCCCCUCCUGCGGGGUAGGACUCGUCGCAGCUCUAUUCCAGUUCCUGAUCAUCAAGAAGAUCAAGCUGCAGCCGGAUGAUGACUCUGAGGCUUCCACGGACCUGAAGAAGCGCCUCAUGGCUGGCGGCGAGAACGCCCCGGAGAAGCUUGUUCCAGAGAUCUACGAGAAGAUCAUGAGCGGCGCCAAGCAGUUUUUGAGGGUGGAGUACGCCAUCUGCAUGGGCUUCUGUCUCAUCUUCUCCCUCGUGAUCUACGGCCUCGU
Molecule: messenger RNA, 293 nt
Organism: Symbiodinium necroappetens
Lineage: Eukaryota; Dinophyceae; Suessiales; Symbiodiniaceae
Source: the annotation of a GenBank genome assembly